Molecule: messenger RNA, 3513 nt
Organism: Mandrillus leucophaeus (drill)
Lineage: Eukaryota; Metazoa; Chordata; Mammalia; Primates; Cercopithecidae
Gene: PLIN4
Product: perilipin 4
Exons: 5
Coding region: 1-3513 (1170 amino acids)
Cellular component (GO): plasma membrane
Source: RefSeq, a predicted model, not a curated record
AUGGGGCGGCCGCCUGAGCUGGGCCUCCCUCUGGGCCCAGAGCCCCAGGCAGCUGACUUCUGCUCCACAUACCUUGGCCUGGCGACAGGCAGCAGGCAGCUGCAGCGGGGGCGGGUGGCCGCCCACCCAGAGCAGACGGCCCCAUGGACGGAGAAGGAGUUGCAACCUUCGGAAAAGCAAAUGGUGUCUGGGGCCAAAGACCUGGUGUGUUCCAAGAUGUCCAGGGCCAAGGAUGCCGUCUCCUCCGGGAUGGCCAGCGUGGUGGAUGCGGCUAAGGGAGUGGUCCAGGGAGGCCUGGAUACCACUCGGUCUGCACUCACGGGCACCAAGGAGGUGGUGUCCAGCGGGGUCACGGGGGCUGUGGACAUGGCUAAGGGGGCCGUCCAAGGGGGUCUGGACACCUCGAAGGCUGUCCUCACCGGCACCAAGGACACGGUGUCCGCUGGGCUCACGGGGGCAGUGAAUGUGGCCAAAGGGACUGUACAGGCCGGCGUGGACACCACCAAGACUGUGCUGACCGGCACCAAAGACACAGUGACUACUGGGGUCAUGGGGGCAGUGAACUUGGCCAAAGGGACUGUCCAGACCGGCGUGGACACCUCCAAGGCUGUGCUGACUGGCACCAAAGAUGCUGUGUCCACUGGGCUCACGGGGGCAGUGAAUGUGGCCAGAGGAACCAUUCAGACCGGUGUGGACACUAGUAAGGCUGUCCUAACAGGUACCAAGGACACCGUCUGUAGUGGGGUGACCGGUGCCGUGAACGUGGCCAAAGGAACCAUCCAGACUGGCGUGGACACCACCAAGACUGUGCUAACUGGUACCAAGGACACCGUCUGCAGUGGGGUGACCGGUGCCAUGAACUUGGCCAAGGGGGCCGUCCAGGGGGGCCUGGACACCACCAAGUCUGUGGUCAUGGGUACAAAAGACACAGUGUCCACUGGGUUCAUGGGGGCAGCGAACGUGGCCAAGGGGGCCGUGCAAACUGGGCUGAACACAACCCAAAAUAUCGCAGCAGGUACAAAGGACACUGUCUGUAGUGGGGUAACUGGUGCCAUGAACUUGGCCAGAGGAACCAUCCAGACAGGCAUGGACACCACCAAGUCUGUCCUCACUGGCACUAAAGACGCUGUGUCCACCGGGCUCAUGGGGACAGCGAACGUGGCCAAGGGAGCUGUCCAGACGGGUGUAGACACAGCCAAGACCGUGCUGACCGGCACCAAGGACACAGUGACUACCGGGCUCAUGGGGGCAGUGAAUGUCGCCAAAGGGACCGUCCAGACCGGCGUGGACACCACUAAGACCGUGCUGACCAGCACCAAGAAUACAGUCUGCAGUGGGGUCACCGGUGCCGCGAAUGUGGCCAAAGGGGCCGUCCAGGGGGGCCUGGACACCACCAAGUCUGUCCUGACUGGCACUAAAGACGCUGUGUCCACUGGGCUCACAGGGGCUGUAAACUUGGCCAAAGGGACUGUCCAGACCGGCAUGGACACCACCAAGACUGUCCUAACCGGUACCAAGGACACCGUCUGCAGUGGGGUGACCGGUGCCGUGAAUGUGGCCAAAGGGGCCGUCCAGACUGGCGUGGACACCACCAAGUCUGUCCUGACCGGUACCAAGGACACUGUCUGCAGUGGGGUCACCGGUGCCGUGAACGUGGCCAAGGGGGCUGUGCAAACUGGACUGAAAACGACCGAAAAUAUCGCUACAGGUACAAAGAACACCCUUGGCAGUGGGGUGACUGGUGCCGUGAAUGUGGCGAAAGGGGCUGUCCAGACAGGUGUAGACACAGCCAAGACCGUGCUGACCGGCACUAAGGACACAGUGACUACCGGGCUCAUGGGAGCAGUGAAUGUCGCCAAAGGGACCGUCCAGACUGGCAUGGACACCACCAAGACUGUCCUAACCGGCACCAAGGACACCGUCUGCGGUGGGGUGACCGGUGCCGCGAAUGUGGCCAAAGCGGCCGUCCAGGGGGGCCUGGACACCACCAAGUCUGUCCUGACUGGCACUAAAGACGCUGUGUCCACUGGGCUCACAGGGGCUGCAAACUUGGCCAAAGGGACUGUCCAGACCGGUGUGGACACCACCAAGACUGUCCUAACUGGUACCAAGGACACCGUCUGCAGUGGGGUGACCGGUGCCGUGAAUGUGGCCAAAGGGGCCGUCCAGGGGGGCCUGGACACCACUAAGUCUGUGGUCAUGGGUACGAAAGACACAGUGUCCACCGGGUUCAUGGGGGCAGUGAAUGUCGCCAAAGGGACUGUCCAGACCGGGGUGGACACCACCAAGACCGUGCUGACCAGCACUAAGAAUACAGUCUGCAGUGGGGUGACUGGUGCCGCGAAUGUGGCCAAAGGGGCCGUCCAGGGGGGCCUGGACACCACCAAGUCUGUCCUGACUGGCACUAAGGACGCUGUGUCCACUGGGCUCACAGGCGCUGUGAACUUGGCCAAGGGGACUGUCCAGACCGGCGUGGACACCACCAAGACUGUCCUAACCAGUACCAAGGACACUGUCUGCAGUGGAGUCACUGGUGCUGUGAAUGUGGCCAAAGGGACCGUUCAGACAGGUGUGGACACAGCCAAGACAGUGCUGAGUGGCACUAAGGACACAGUGACUACUGGAGUCAUGGGGGCAGUGAAUGUCGCCAAAGGAACCAUGCAGACUGGCGUGGACACCUCCAAGGCUGUGCUAACGGGUACCAAGGACACCGUCUGCAGUGGGGUGACCGGUGCCAUGAGCAUGGCCAAAGGGGCCGUCCAGGGGGGCCUGGACACCACCAAGGGAGUGCUGACCGGAACCAAAGAUGCAGCGUCUGCUGGGCUCAUGGGGUCAGGGAACGUGGCAACAGAGGCCAUCCACACUGGCCUCAGCACCUUCCAGAAUUGGUUACCUAGUACCCAGGCCACCUCCUGGGGUGGACGCACCAGUUCCAGGACCACAGACAAUGGUGGGGAGCAGACUGCCCUGAGCCCCCGAGAGGCCCCGUUCGCUGGUGUCUCCAGGCCCCCAGAGAUGCUCAGCGUAGGCCCGGAGCCUGUCUGGGAAGCUGCAGCCACAACCAAGAGCCUUGCGACUGACGUGGCCACGUUCACCCAAGGGGCCGCCCUGGGCAGGGAGGACACAAGGCCUUUGGCCACCACACACAGCCCCGAAGAAGCCCCACGCUUGGCGAUGCUGCAGAAUGAGUUGGAGGGACUGGGGGACAUCUUCCACCCCAUGAAUGCAGAGGAGCAAGCUCAGCUGGCUGCCUCCCAGCCCGGGCCGAAGGUGCUGUCGGCGGAGCAGGGGAGCUACUUCGUUCGUUUAGGUGACCUGGGUCCCAGCUUCCGUCAGCGGGCAUUUGAACACGCGGUGAGCCACCUGCAGCACGGCCAGUUCCAAGCCAGAGACACUCUGGCCCAGCUCCAGGAUUGCUUAAAGCUGCAGCUGCUGGAGGGCCUACAGCACAACCCCCCGCUCAGCUGGCUGGUAGGGCCCUUCGCCUUGCCCCCCGGCGGGCAGCAGCUGUAG